AUCAAUAAACAGUAUAGCUGGGAAGCUGAAAAUGCAUCAGCUCUCAACGCUCCCAAAAGGGCUUCGAUGAUGUCUGGAUGUUAAUGCACAAACAAGCAAAUAGUCAUAACUGUGUGUGCACAGAGUCACGAGUGUGUUUGAAUGUUUGCCUUUCCAAGUGUUUGCCCACUAAACGAGUUAGAGGUGAAAUGAUCCUGCCCUCUCAACCGCAGAGGCUUUUUCAGGGGGUUUAAGCAAGUUGGUCCAUUUCCACUGCAGUAUCCGCACCCAUUAAACUGCAGUCAUUAUCAGAGGAAAUACUGGUGGGAGGAGGGACUGCUUCAGGCGCUCAAGUACCCUUAUCACUAGCACUGGAGGCGAAUCGCUCAUGACUUGUCUGUACAGGAGACCAAACUCAACACGUUACUUAACAAGGAUGUGUCACCGGUAGAGGUGGGCCGAUGCAGAGCAGAAACACGAUGGACGGCUUAUGAGUUGCAACGGAGGACGAGACACAGGAAUUCUGGGAUUCUACCUGGAAGAAGAAAAAAAACAAAACCGAGGAGCCAGAGCAGCUGAGGAGGAGGACGCUUCAUCUCUCUGCCACAAGCUGAAGGGACUUUACAGCUGAGCUCACAAACCCGAGGAGACGACAAGUGUGGCAGCUGCUUGAACUAGAAGGAGCUGAACUGCUGCAACCACAAAUGGAGCAACACAACCAAUCUAUGGGCGACAAUGAGACCGAGUGUCCUUCCAUCGACGACUUUCGAAACAUGGUCUACUCCACCUUCUACUCGGUCGUGACGGUUUUCGGCCUGGUGGGGAACGGCUUGGCCCUGCUGAUUCUGUUCCGGACGCAGCGGCAGAGCUCCCCGUUCCACGUGUACAUGAUUAACCUGGCUCUGUCCGACCUGCUGUGCGUCAUGACGCUGCCCCUGCGGGUCAGCUACUACGCCAAAAGGGGUCGAUGGGAAGAAGGGGAUUUUCUCUGCCGUAUCAGUUCCUACUUCCUCUACGUCAACCUGUACUGCAGCAUCUACUUCAUGACCGCCAUGUCUGUCACCCGGUUUCUAGCCAUUGUGUACCCGGUGCAGAACCUGCAGCUGGUGACGGUGAACAAAUCCCGCCUUGUGUGUGUGGGUAUUUGGAUAUUUAGCAGCGUUUCGUCCUCCCCCUUCCUGAUGUCGGGUCAGCACGUUGACAAGUCAACAAACAUAACCAAAUGCUUUGAACCUCCAGAACACGAGAGUGAUCGAUUGCCGAAACUCCAGCUACUGAACUAUAUAGGUCUGGUGUUUGGGUUUCUGCUGCCCUUCUUGAUCAUCCUGGCCUGCUACGUUGGAAUAGUCCGCACUCUUCUCUCCCGCACCCAGACUGCUCGCCGGCAGCAGGCCACGGGCGUCCGAGCCAUCCGAAUGAUCGUCAUCGUCCUGCUGACCUUCCUCCUGAGCUUCACCCCGUACCACGUCCAGCGCACCCUGCACCUGCACUUCCUGUCCCGCCAAGGCACGACCUGCUCGGAGCGGAUUGCCAUGCAAAAAUCCGUAGUGGUCACCCUCUGCCUGGCCGCCGCCAAUUCCUGCUUCGACCCCCUGCUGUAUUUCUUCUCCGGAGAGGGUUUCCGGAGCCGCCUGUCCUCUCUGCGGCAGACGACGAGGAUCAACAGCCUGCACCGCACGGCCAAACUGAGGCCCAUGAUCUCCGAGUCCGGGGAGAACCACCAAGCCGACGUCAGUUAGAGGGCGCGGGAAGAAACGGGAUUAUCAAACAAGCAGACUGGGAUGCGACUGGAGGCCGCAGAAGAAGGAAGGAAGCUAAGUGUCAGUCCAAGCAAAAACAGAAGAAGAAGAAGCUAUAAAUGAAUUUACUUACGAGUGUACAAACACUCACGAGUGAUCAUUUCAAUGAAGACUUAUUUACGUCAAUAUUUAUUAUUAAAAAGGUGCAAACUUGCUUGAUGAUAAACGAAUGUUGACUUUGCAAUAUUAUAGGAAGAUAUGUAGCAUUGUGUUGUGAUCCAGAAUGUUUUACAUGACCAUUAUAUGAAUGUAGGAUUGUAAAACUUUAAAUUGAUGUUUUGUUUCAGGUACUUAGGAUAUUGUCGUGCUACCUGCAUAAAGACUGCUGUAAAAUAAAUGUCAUGUCAGUGGGUUGAACCCUGAAAAUGCA
Messenger RNA from Oryzias melastigma (Indian medaka), 2148 nucleotides. RefSeq names its product cysteinyl leukotriene receptor 1 (gene cysltr1). Gene Ontology annotation, molecular function: leukotriene receptor activity. The record is from RefSeq and is a predicted model, not a curated record. The coding region runs from base 684 to 1718 and encodes 344 amino acids. NCBI's taxonomy places the organism in Eukaryota, Metazoa, Chordata, Actinopteri, Beloniformes, Adrianichthyidae. The transcript is spliced from 4 exons. Gene Ontology annotation, cellular component: plasma membrane. Gene Ontology annotation, biological process: G protein-coupled receptor signaling pathway.